AUGUUGCCGGAAACGCAGCAGUACACCAAGGUUCCCCUGCGGAAUCUUCUGCUGCUAGAAUUUGGACGUGACAUCUACGAGCUUCUGCAUCAGUUCGAUGCUAGCCGAUCCACGGAGAAUCCAACCCAACUUUAUAAGAUUGGCUACCGGCGCCCCGAUAGGGCCGAACCAAAUAAUGUCUGUAACACUUUACCAAACCCCGAUCAUUUGAACUCCACCAUGGCUCAGAAUUUUGAAGAUCAAAAUGUAACCACUACUUCCACCAGUGAGCCAACUUCUGAACUUCACCCGUACGGCGUUUUGGUGUUUGCAGCCUGCGCGUGGGUCAUCGUAGCUGUUUUGGGUAUAACAGGCAACACUAUGGUUAUUCUAGCUGCGAUUCUCAGUAAGCACGUCCGGACGACUACUAAUGUCCUGGUGGUCAACCUGAGUGUGGCUGAUCUAUGGACUUGCUUGUCUCUGCCUUGGUCAAGCGUGGCCUUGCUGAGUAAUGGUACCUGGCCUCUGGCUAGCGAGAUCCCGUGCCAAAUAGCGGCGUUCAUGUGGCACACCGGUCUAGGAGUUAGCCUGUACAACCUGGCUUUCAUUGCAUUGAAUCGUCUUGUCAAGAUAACUUGCCCAUUGGCCACCUACAAUCGCAUCUUCUCACCUCGCAAGAUGGCAUGCAUUGUAGCUCUAUCCUGGCUCAUCCCGAUCUUCGUUAUCAUCUUUCCACUCACUAUCGGUGUGGGGAGCUUAGGUCUUGAUCUCAGAGACGAUACCUGUACAGAUGAUGACUUACAUCCUCGUGCUGAUGACUACAACCUGGCCCAAACCAUCGGAUUCUACCCGAUCCCUAUGACCACUGUCGUCGUCAGCUAUCUCGUCAUCUAUAUCCAUGUCAGGCGACACUUCAGCAAACAACUCUCCAAGACACAUAACAAGGACACAGCCACUGAUGCCGUACAGCCCAAUGCAACCAGUAUGACAUCCAUAUCAACUACCGGUACUUCAGCUGAGAUUCUCGAGGAACGCGAGGAGCGUAAAGGUGCCGCAAGAAAGCGCAAAAUCAGCCGUCAGCAGCUCCAGAUUACCAAGAACCUCUUCUGGGUCUUCUGCGCGUUCACACUCUGCAUCUCGCCGUACUACAUCUCACUCUUCUUUGCUAACAGUGAUGUGCUCGCUCUGUACGGCGCUACCAUCUUGAUCUGCAACAGUUGUGUUAAUCCCAUCAUUUAUGGAGUCAAACACCCCCAGUUUAAGAAGGUACUCCGGCCGAUGUUGUGGUGUAAGUGGAAGAAAAUACCACAGCCGUCUGAGACACUUCAAGCGAUCCUCUCAAUACGCCAGAGAGAGAACACUUGA
Molecule: messenger RNA, 1344 nt
Organism: Patiria miniata (bat star)
Lineage: Eukaryota; Metazoa; Echinodermata; Asteroidea; Valvatida; Asterinidae
Product: G-protein coupled receptor moody-like
Exons: 3
Coding region: 1-1344 (447 amino acids)
Biological process (GO): G protein-coupled receptor signaling pathway
Cellular component (GO): membrane
Molecular function (GO): G protein-coupled receptor activity
Source: RefSeq, a predicted model, not a curated record